Messenger RNA from Babesia bigemina, 5070 nucleotides. RefSeq lists its product as hypothetical. NCBI's taxonomy places the organism in Eukaryota, Apicomplexa, Aconoidasida, Piroplasmida, Babesiidae. The record is from RefSeq and is a predicted model, not a curated record. Bases 1 to 5070 code for a protein of 1689 amino acids. The transcript has a single exon.
AUGGCGUUUUUGAGUGGUGUUCUCAGUAACAUCAAAGACCAUUUAGGGCAGCAUAAAAAUACUUUAGACAUUGCAAUUAACAGUCUUGAGCAAAAUAAACACCUCGGUAAAAAAGGUUUUAAUGUUGCGAUUGGAGAGGUGGUUAAAGGGGUGCGGGGGUAUAAUGAUGGUGUCAUGAAGUCUAAUAAAAAGGUGAGUGAACCAAUAAAAACGAUGACAACAAGAAUGAAUAAAUACACGGAAAAGGCCUUAAAACCGUUACUUAAAGAAAAAGAUUACGAAAAUCCCGAAGAAGUUCAGAAGGCUGUCGAGCAGAUUGACAGAGAAGUGGAGAGCUGUAAAGAGGCUGCACAAGAGUUCAAUGACGCUUUCAAUUUUGAUACUCAAGAUAAAAUGAAAAAAGACGUUGAAGAUCUUAAUGCGCCUUUAACUGCCAAAGUAAAGAGUGUCGCUGAGAGUGUCAAGCAUGAGAGUGACAGGCUGGGUAGGAUGGCGGAGAGGCAGAAAAAUGAGUUGAAGGACACGACGGAAAAAAUUAAAAAAAUUCUGGGUAAUUUAAAAGUGAGCGUUGACUGCAAAAUAAAUGAUGAAGUGAAAGAGUUUGUUAAUAAUUUGAGAAGCAAAAUUAAACCUAUUAAGGAAAAACUGGAAACAAUUACCACAACACUAUCGCAGUAUAUUAUCGAUUUGCAGACGUGGAUGAAUGAGACUAAAGAUUUCAUUGACAAAGUACGGCAAAAUGAAGUGAAGAAAAUCGUCAACGAGACGAGCGACAAGCUUACUGGUAAAACGAAUUUAAUUGAGGAUGAGAGACAAAAGAUGUUGAAGUUGAAAAAAGAUCUUACUACUCACAUUGAAAGCGUUAGAAGUAUUGUUAAAGACAAGGUAGCAGAUGCAAAGACCGUAAAAGUUGCGCAGUUAGAUGAGUGGAAGAAGGCAGGCGGAAGCGUUGUAAGCUCGGCGACAAAGAAGUGUACUGAGAUUGGUGGGAUGGUGGAGACUGAUGGUGCAGGUAACGGGGAUAUUCAUAAGUUAGCUGAAGAUAUGAAAACAAAGGCUGAGGAUCUAAGAAAGGCGGCAAUUGCAGUUGAAAAAGAGAUUAAACGGAAAGUCAGCGGUGCUCUGCAGGCCGUCCAAAAAAUGAACGAUGACCUCAGAAGUGAUCUAUGCAAGGUGAGAGAGCAGAUGUUUAAUAACGGUAUUUGGGAAUACGUUAAGAAACAGAUUACGGCCGUCAUUGAUGCAGCAAAACUAGCAAAUGGUACCGACGUAACGCCUUGUUUCGAUAGGUUAAAGAGCGGUUUGGAGAAAGGUAAAUUGCAACAGUUGGUGACUGCUGUUGAGAGUAACACUUCAGAGAAGAAUAACAUAGGGAAGCUACUUUACUCUCUAAAUUUUUACGGCAACGUUAAACGUAGAACGCCAUUAAAUCCUCAACCUCUCAUUCAGGCCAUCACCCAGGACCUUGAGAAACAAGUCGAUAUUAACAUGGGGAAGGAUGAAGAUGGUGAUAGUAAGAUCGAGUUUGUUGAAGGCAAGUUUGCAAAAUACAAGUUGCAGGUGAACCAAAGCAAAGUGGUUAACACCCUCACCGGCAAGCGGGGGCAAAAUGAAGGCGCUCUGCCAUCCGCAAUUGGUGAAAUUAGAGAUGUCGGCUUACAAAGACUUACGAACGGAAAAGGUAUUCCAGAAAUGUUGGUAGAUAGUUCUACCGUUUUUUCGCACCCCUUCGAUCAAAUCACCGAAAAACUCAAUAAAAUCGCCGGGCUGGUUGACAGCGACAAAACGAAGUCGGGUGCAUUGGCGGAUGGGCAAAAGAACGGCGUCAAAAACUACUUGGAUGAUAUCACAACCCUGCUUGGCAAAGCUCCCGUCGACCUCAAGUCAGAUAUAAAAGGGAGCCACAAAGGUGUCCAAGGCCUCGAGACGAUCAAAAAGGAAAUUACCACCGCGCUGGACGGUAUCGACACAUACGCUUCCGACAUCUCCGUUUCCUACAUAACCGAUGGCCUGGAUAAGGUAUCCACCGCAAUCACACAACACCUUGGAGAUCUCGAGCAAGCUAUAGAUCAAACCACGAAUGCCGUCCAUGCGAAAUUGAUCGCUCUGAAAGACGAUAAAAUUGGUAACGCUGCGAAUAGCAAGACAAUCAAGGAGAACACCUUACAAGCCAUUUCUGACAAACUUGACAAACUACAGAAGGGCCUGGUGACAGAUGCUAUCAGAGAUACCAAGUCGCUGCUUGAUACCUACUUGACGAAAGCUGAAGAAUACUACGCGAAAGAACUUAAAUCUCACCUCAACACUCAAGUAAAACAAGCCAUCGAGACGCUCACCACCCACUCGCAAAAGCAUUAUUUCCUCGCCACAGUACAACUCUUGUCCGAGUUCUCCGAAAGGGUUGAGAAGGAGUUGAAGCCGCUGCCGCAAGAAAUAAAAAACGAUUUGGAAAAGGGGCACAAAGGGUUCAUGAAUAAAAUAGAAAAGUAUUUCAUUGGAACUGACAAAGGAAUUAAAGUCAUUAGGGACAUCAAGACCACCCACUCUCGUCCAGAGAAGUCUCCACUCAGCCAGGCAGCUGAGAGAGCAUACAACGCUUCCAGACGUUUAUGUCAUUAUUUGAAGUCACAGACGGACUUCAUAUCAGACUUUCAAAAAUACGAGCCCUUGCACAACUCUCUUCUAACUUUGCUUGAUGGAUUUAAAACUUCCGAACAUUUCAAUCACCAAUUUAGAGAUAACUUAGACACAGUUAAGAAUACUCUCGACCAACUCGCUCCUCGGCAAUUCGGCACAUCUUCGACGGUCAUGUUACAAGCCCUGAAAGGGGGAAUUGCUGCUUUGGUCGACGCACUUGACAAAACCUACGUGAGCAGUUACUCCGGGAGACAAUGGCAGGAGGAGGAACUGGGACACUACGCCAAAAUCUGUUGGACCAUCACGCCCAUCUUAUACGACGCUCUAACUGAACUCAAGAAUAGACUCGAAUAUGAGAACUGGAAUGAUUACAAAAUAUAUCACCCAGCUGACAGCACCUCCAGCCUCCACGCUCUCUUCUUCCGCGACAACGGGUAUGACUUCAAUCGUCCUGAGAACGCUGAGAAUGGCGGACUGAAUCACAGACAAGACUUCAAUGGUAGCAGCAUUCUCAAACACCUAACUAAUGAAGCGCAUAAUUUGUUCAGUCAACUGUCAUCUCCCGUCACCGGCAUUCCUCCAUCGACAUCCGGGUCGGACGAGCUUGAUGUAACCGUCGCGGAGGAGAGUGGUCUCAUCCAAAAACUCUAUGAUUUCCUGCAGACGUACUGCAAAGUCUGCCACCUUACCCGUAUUGACAAACCCCGGGCGCCAUGCUCCGUUUACGAAAUUCUCGUCUGGUGUAACGGCCUGCAGUUCAACCCCGUGUACGAGAGGUUCAAGAAGCACGUUGAAUCUGAGUUCAUGAAGGAGGACAAGCUAAAUCCAGGUACAAAGAAGCUGCAGCCCUUCGAUGCGCACCCGUCUGCUGUCAAAUACGGUGACGUUGAAGCAGAGCUCUACAAUGUGUCUGCCCAUUCCCAUGCCGUCCUCACUGCUAUCCUGGGCCACGGUCACAGGGACGGAAUCUACGCGUGUGAAUUCUCCGACAACUCGCUUAAAUUAGAUUACCCUAGCAACAUGAUCCAACUGCUGUGUAUGUUGUUCGAUCUGCUUAAGCGCCUCUACCACCAGCUGUACUUCCUGCUGAAGCAGUGUCGGCACAAUGCUCAGCUCAGCGGCUGGAAGGACUGCCACUACGGCAGGUACAUCGGCGGGUCAGGCUGGCAGUGCAACACAAAGCAGUGCCCUAAGCAAGACUGCGACCAAAGUCACGACCAAAGUGGCAACCAAAGGAAUGAGCAAUAUCCCAACUGCGGCGUCAAGUCGCCACUGCAAUCGUUCUUGGAGGACGGUUUGAAAGGCCACCUGCCGCAUUCGGUAGCAGCUAGGGGAUCGAGUCUGUCAUGUGGCACGUGUGGUAGUACACCUGGUAUGCCGUGCAGGACGCCAAUGGGCUUCGCUGACAUCAGUGCCAUCGCGUCGCAUACGAUGAUAGGCCGGAAUAUAUGCGAGGUGCUUGAGGCUUACUGUGGGAGUGCAAAAUCGCCUCUUACUAGACUGUGCGGUUACCUCAACUGCCUGCUACCCAGUGCGCCGAAAACGCUGGCGGACAUGUUCAGCUUCUACUAUCACCUCACCGACCGCUGGGGUAUGAGUGGUAACGGACACAAGAAAGAGGCAUUUGAGGAGAAAGUUAAAGCUGCCAAUUUCGGACGUAGUUAUGGUGAGUUGAAAGUCUACUACUUAUUUACCCCUAGUCACUCAGCAUUGAAGAAGGGCCACUCCGAUGGUAGUCUGGGCAGUCUCGUAUGCUUAUCAAGGGAAGCCGUCGUAUGCGGUCCUUAUCUCCGUCCCAUCAGUCAAUCCAUCUACGAGACGUUCUCGUCAAAACACGCCGAUAAGUACUUGUCGUGGAUAGUUUACCUGACGGCGACGUUCUACGAUCUGCUUAAGAAAUUGUAUGAUGAGUGCAAUUCCAAAUGCGGUGCCAGGGGAUCGAAUUGCCACGUAAAAGCGUGCAUCAAGGGGUGUCCAACUACAACCAUAGCGCAAGAUCCGCCACGAUAUCACGAUGCCAAAUGCAAAUCCAUUGUAAAGUGCAAUGCUACGCUGCCGACAUUGGCGAAGUACGGCUUCGUUCUCGGCGAUCCAGAGAGGCUGAACGGGGAUAGACCAUCGCAUACAAAACGCACGUGCAGAGAUUUCUGUAAUGUAUUUGCGGAGGCAUUUGAGAAGGACUCACAUCUUGUGAAGUUUUUCAAAGCCAUUGAUAAUUUCAUGUUCGCCAUCCGCGCACCCUUCCUGUGGAUGACCGUGGCACUCUGGUCACUGUCCCUCUUCUACCUCAUCUGCGUAAUGGUUGGCAGACUGGAUGUGCUCCACAUACGCUCACACCUGAGGAUACCGUCGUCGCACAAGAUAACGCCGCAGUCAUUGUUGGCUGCAGCGCAAGUCGGAAGGCUUGCCAAGAUAUCGUAUCUACAACCGUAA